Messenger RNA from Leptonychotes weddellii (Weddell seal), 1040 nucleotides. Lineage: Eukaryota; Metazoa; Chordata; Mammalia; Carnivora; Phocidae. The record is from RefSeq and is a predicted model, not a curated record.
GACUUCGGAGCGUCUAUGAAUUGUGCAUCUUCUGUCUUUGCCGUGUCGAACUUCCAGACUUUGUUUCUCUGGCUCUUGCAGGCUCAUCGGAACCUGUCUCAGCUCCCAAAUUUCGCCUUCUCUGUGCCGUUGGCUUAUUUCCUGCUGAGUCAGCAAGCAGACCUCCCCGAGCAGGAGCUCAGCUCUGCAAGGGAGCAGGCCUCUAUCCUGAUCCGACAGGCGCUCACCAUGUUCCCUGGAGUCCUCCUGCCUCUGCUCGAGUACUGCAGCAUGCGGCCCGAUCCUGCUGUCGCCACUCACCGCUUCUUUGGACCGGAUGCCGAGAUCAGCCAGCCCCCUGCCCUGAGCCAGCUGGUGAGCCUCUACCUCGGAAGGUCGCACUUCCUCUGGAAGGAGCCCGCCACCAUGAGCUGGCUAGAGGAGAACGUCCGCGAGGUUCUGCAGGCGGUGGACUCUGGGGACCCCGCGGUGGAAGCAUGUGAGAGCAGGCGAAAGCUGCUCUACCAGCGUGCGCCCAGAAACAUCCACCGCCACGUGGUCCUGUCCGAGGUCAAGGAAGCUGUUGCCGCCCUCCCCCCGGACGUGACCACGCAGUCUGUGAUGGGCUUUGACCCUCUGCCUCCCUUGGACACCAUCUACUCCUACGUCAGACCAGAGAGGCUGAGUCCUGUCAGCCAUGGAAACACAAUUGCGCUCUUCUUCCGGUCUUUGUUGCCCAAUUAUACCAUGGAGGGGGAGAGGAUGGAGGAUGGAGGGGCUGGGGGUCUGAACCGCAAUCAAGGCUUGAACAGGCUGAUGCUGGCCGUGCGAGACAUGAUGGCCAACUUCCACUUCCACGACGUGGAGGCAGCUCGCGAGGACAACCCCGAGGGGGACGGGGAGUGGGACUGAGCCCGCGUCCAUGCCGUGCCCCAACGCUGUACAAUUAUGUUUCUGAUUGCUCUUCUGGUCGGAAUUGGCCAGUUCCCUGGAGUAGAAAUGCUGAUGUGUCGUCCGCCUGCCACCUUUGUGUCUCCUAUAAAUGUGAAUGGGUUACGCUC